Molecule: messenger RNA, 2420 nt
Organism: Lathyrus oleraceus (garden pea)
Lineage: Eukaryota; Viridiplantae; Streptophyta; Magnoliopsida; Fabales; Fabaceae
Product: sterol 3-beta-glucosyltransferase UGT80A2
Exons: 14
Coding region: 347-2215 (622 amino acids)
Biological process (GO): carbohydrate metabolic process
Molecular function (GO): UDP-glycosyltransferase activity; hexosyltransferase activity
Source: RefSeq, a predicted model, not a curated record
AUCCAGAUGGUAUGGAAUCAGGUGCGGCAGCCUGUAAAGUCGAUAUCUCUCUCUGUAAAUUAAAAAUCAAGCAUCGCGCACUCAAAUUCUCAACACGUCACUUCUCCACAAACAAACCUUCUGAUAAACCCAUCCAAUAAACGGUCUAGUCCGGUCCGGUCCAAUCAGACCCGGUUUGUUUUACAACUGAAUGAUAAAGCAACCGCACCACAGCGUAUAUUAGCAUCUCCUUCGCCACACACUAUUCUAAAGCCAUUUCAUUUCUUCGAUUCAAUUCAAUCUCUCUCUCCACUCUGGAACCGUGCAGCGAAUCUAGGUUAUAUCCAUCGGAAAUCUCGCGGCGGAAAUGAAGGACUUGCCGGAGAAUCGCCGGCACUCUUCUUCCGAUUCAUCUAAUUCGAGCGAUUGUUCGGUUAGAAUGGAGCGUGAUCAAGGUGCUGGGAGCGUUAGUACUAGCAAGGAUGUUGAGGAUAGUAUCGAUGUUGUUUCCAAUGGAGUUUCCGUUAAUAACGGUAGCGGUAGUUCUUCAACUUCAGGCAUUCCAAGCAGGGGGUUGCCCAAAGUGACCACAUUGCCAGUAGAUAUAUCCCAUGGAGAUAAAUUAGAGUCAAGUCCAAGUAAUUUUAAGUUGGAAAGGUCAAAAACAGAGAGACAGAGACAUCUAAGGCCUGAGGAAGCAGCACAAAUUUUUGAUGACAAAUUUCCUGUACAGGAAAAGCUUAGAUUGUUGAACAGAAUAGCUACUGUAAAAGAUGACGGAACUGUAGAAUUUGAGGUUCCAAUAGACGUUGAAACUGAAGUUCUUGGUGCUAGAUCCAAUCAUGUAAAUAAUGUUAUUGAUGAUUCACUUGGUGCAACGGACCUUGAUUACAUUCCUCCAUUGAAUAUAGUGAUGCUUAUUGUUGGUACACGGGGAGAUGUACAACCAUUUGUUGCAAUCGGAAAACGCUUGCAGGAUUAUGGUCAUCGUGUUAGAUUAGCAACUCAUUCCAAUUUCAAGGAGUUUGUUUUGACGGCUGGGUUGGAGUUUUAUCCGUUAGGGGGCGAUCCAAAAGUCCUUGCUGGUUAUAUGGUUAAAAAUAAGGGCUUUCUGCCAUCAGGACCCUCUGACAUACCUACUCAGAGAAAUCAAAUGAAAGAAAUUAUUAACUCUCUGCUUCCUGCUUGUAAAGAACCUGAUAUUGAUUCUGGUGUCCCCUUUAAAGCAGACGCAAUCAUUGCCAAUCCCCCAGCAUAUGGGCAUACCCAUGUUGCAGAGGCACUAAAAAUUCCAAUUCAUAUUUUUUUCACAAUGCCUUGGACGCCAACAACUGAAUUUCCUCAUCCCUUGUCUCGUGUAAAGCAACAAGCUGGUUAUAGGCUUUCUUAUCAAAUAGUUGACUCGUUAAUUUGGCUUGGAAUACGAGACAUGAUUAAUGAUCUUAGGAAGAAAAAGUUGAAGCUACGGCCAGUCACAUAUUUAAGCGGCUCACAAGGUUCUGAAACUGACAUUCCUCAUGCAUAUAUAUGGAGUCCUCAUCUUGUUCCUAAACCAAAAGAUUGGGGACCCAAAAUCGAUGUAGUAGGAUUUUGCUUUCUUGAUCUAGCAUCAAACUACGAACCUCCUGAGUCCCUUGUAAAAUGGCUUGAAGAUGGAGACAAGCCGAUUUACAUAGGGUUCGGUAGCCUGCCGGUCCAAGAUCCAAAAAAGAUGACACAAAUAAUUGUAGAAGCACUGGAGACCACAGGACAGAGGGGCAUCAUCAAUAAAGGAUGGGGAGGUCUUGGAAAUUUGACAGAACCAAAGGACUCUAUAUACUUGUUGGAUAAUAUUCCUCAUGAUUGGCUAUUUUUACACUGCAAAGCAGUGGUGCAUCAUGGAGGAGCAGGAACAACAGCUGCAGGGUUGAAAGCCGCUUGCCCAACGACCAUAGUCCCUUUUUUUGGCGAUCAACCGUUUUGGGGUGAGAGAGUGCAUGAUAGAGGAGUUGGGCCUCCACCUAUCCCAGUUGACGAGUUUUCUCUUCCUAAGUUGAUUGAUGCCAUAAAUUUUAUGCUAGAUCCCAAGGUAAAGGAUCAUGCAAUUGAACUUGCCAAGGCCAUGGAAAAUGAGGACGGGGUAACUGGAGCUGUGAAAGCAUUUUUUAAGCAGCUUCCUCAAAAGAAACCCGAGUCUGAUACAGAGCCGUCUUCAUCUAAAUUUUUCUCUUUAAGUAAAUGUUUUGGUUGUUCCUGAUCCAAUGCAAGCUGGUCAACCCCCCACCUUUCUUCAAUCUCUAUGUACAUCCCAAUUAUAUAUGUUGCUGCAUCAACGAGAUGUGCUCAACUUGUUAGUUGUUACAGUCACGUGAUUGCAUAUGUCCGUGCAUGCUUUUAUUAGCUUUGAUAUGUAUAUGUAAAUUUUCUGUUGUGUUUAAUACUAUUGAUUCCUUUGGUGCCCA